GUCAGAAGUUCAUUUCUUUUUAGGGCUGAAUCUUCUUCCUGGGAACUAUUGCACAGAAACACCCAAAUUACUUCUACCAAUUUCCCCUGGCCCUGAAAAUUAACACAGAGAACCUUUCAACACAUUUCUUCUCCAGACUGGGAGGGCUCUGAGGAAAGGCCAUUGUUACUGGAAUAAGCAAGGGCAGGCUGGGAGUGGGGUCUCAGGGAAAGACGCCCUCAGGAGGUACCAGGGAAUCCCCAAAUGGAUGGGAGGGUCUCAGCAGUAACUGAAUUCAGGAUGUGGUGGAGUCUCAGACUGGGUGCUAGUUCUCUGGCCGUGGGGUGAGGGGCUGGUGCUGCAUGACAGGGAGAGAGGACGGCUCACCGUGUUCCUGGGACACCAGCCCCACGGGAGACAGGGAAGGCUAGUGUGCCUUCCCGAUGGACUGGUGGUGGGAAAAACUCAGCCUGGAGGAGACAGCCGUGUGCCCGGGGUAACCAGAAGGAAUUACGUCUCCUUCAGCCAAAGCAGACAGCCCCUCGUCCUGGGCUCGCUUUAUCCAAAUGGGAGCAAGAAGGAGGAAACAAUUGAAGACGCUUCCAGAUGUGAGAUGUGUGGUGGCAGAGACUGUGCCCGGGAGAUUCUGAAAGGCCUCACUGAAGUGACCUAGGCUGUGACCAGAAGGACAAGACUGAGCCACGCCUGCGUAGGUCCGGGAACAGGGAGUCGGGGGAAAGGCGCUGUUGGUGCAGAGACUCUGGGGCAGAAGUGAGCGUGAGCAGAGGAGGUCAGAAAGCUGCCCAGGCGGCUGGAGGGAGCCUGAGAAGCAACAGGAGCUGCGGCAGGGGCGGUGGUUAAUAGGGCCAGAUCAGGGAACCCGGGAGUCUGCGUUCAUUUGGGUUUCUCUCUCACAACACCGCUCCCAAAAGUUGCACCUCUGAAGUACGAAUAUUGAACUUCUCCCGGUUUCCGUGGUCUAGGCAUUGGGCACGGCUUAGCUGGGAGCCUCUGCCUCCAGGUCUCCGUGAAGCAGGACCUUCAGUCUCAACUGAGGCUAGACUAGGGGAGGAUUUGCUCCCAAGUCACUCACACGGGUGGUGUCAGGAGUCAUUGGGACUGAGAGUCUGAGUUUCCAUGUGACUGUUGGCUGGGCGCUCCCUCAGAUCUCGCCUCCCUUGGCCUCUACAUAGGGCAACUGAAAUCAUCGCCACUUGCUAUCUCAUUUCCAGAAAUGUGACAGAGAGAGCGCUCAAGAGAUGGAAACAGAGGGGGAGAUAAAGGGAGGGAACUCAGGAAAGCAAGCAAGAGGGAAGUGACAGAGUUUUUGUAAUUAAAACUUGGAUGUGACAUUCCAUCAGCUGGGCUGUAUUCUAUUGCUCAGAAACCAGUUACUCAGGAUGUAGUGGUUCCACAAGGAUGUGCACAGCAGGAGGGAGGGAGCGCUGGGAGCCUUGGUGGAGGCUGCCCACCACAUAGGCCGACAAUGAGGCGCUUGGGUCUGGUUCUAAGGCCAACAGGAGACUGGGAAAGGUUGAAUGCUAGUGAAUGACAAUAUCUGAAUUUCCUCCAACUUCCAACCCUUGAAGGCGCAGACCUGACAAUGAGCCCCCAAGGGGCAGUGACUUUUCCCAAAUCACACGGCUGGAAUCCAGGCCUGUUGGGAGAGGUAUUCCCGACUGCAUCCACCCCUUCUUGUAAUUCUUCCACCUCUAAGUUCGGGGACCAGACCCAGGUGGCACCACCUCCCAGAUAUGGGAGGCGUUAUCACAUGUCCACCCGAAGACGUCCCUAGGAAUGUGUUUCUAGCGCCAUCCCAUCGUGCAGGUUGGGAGACUGGGGAGGCCCUGAGAGGCACAGUGGCUUUUCCAGGACACAGAACUGCUAGGAAAAAGGCGAUCCGAACUGGGCGCUCUCUCUUCAAAGCUGGGGCGCUGGUUCCGAUCCCAAGGAGCUGUGGGGAGGGCUGUGAUGGAACUUUCUGUACAGCUCGGGAGAUGUCACGGGCAAGGAGGGUGAGCGGUCAACAGCCCCGAGGGGGCUUUGGGUGGGUCUGAUGGAGGGAAGGGCCCCCCAUCCUGGAACCUUGGAGACAUGACCUCACUUCCUUGGCGACCGACCCCAACAGAGCUUAGAACUCUGGUCACCAGGCAGCCAUUUUGUACACAUAGCCCGUUUGACCAGAGACACUCGACACAGGAGGAUGUGUUCAUGUAUCCCCUCUUUGCGAGGCUCUGGCGCACAGAAAGCCAACAAUGACAAUCUUUUCCGUCGCUGUCGACAUUGGCUGAGACCGCACCUCCAAGACCUCGGGCCGUUCAGAAGAAGGAACCCUCAGAGCUCCACCCAGGAGAUGGUCCAGGAGCUGGCGCAUGGGUCCUACGGCUCCAUCUCCCUGGACAGGGGGCAAGUGCAGCAGACCACCGACCUUGCCCGGGGCUGGACUGAGGGGAGACGCGGAGAGUCACUCGGGCAGCGGAAUGAGGCCUGCAGGAUGCGGGCCCUCCAGGCAGGCCUGCUGGAGAGGCUGCCACCGUCCAUAGGACCAGCCUUGGCGCCUCGAAACGUGGCCAACGUCACCACCAUCAUGUUCGACUGCGCGGCUGUCCUCACCUCCCACGGGGUCCUGGACCACCUACUUGCUACGAUGCGGCUGGCCUCUCUGCGUGUCAUCUGGCCUGGGUCGCACCUGGGAGGCCCUGCCUACCUUCCCCAGGUCCAGCUGCAACAUCUGGGGCCCAGGAGGGCAGAGCUGGAAGCGCCAGUUCCAGAGCUCCUGCCGGCUCUAGAGCCAGAGCAAGGGCCAGCUCCGGGGCCAGAGGCAGCUCCAGCUGUAGUUCCACCGUCCGCGCCGGAGCUGGAGGCAGCCUCACCACCAGCAGCCUCACCUCCAGCAGCCUCACCUCCAUCGGCCUCUCCAGGGCCGGAGCGAGCGCCAUCAGCUUCAGCCCCAGUGCCAGCUUCUGAGCUGGAGCAAGAUGCGCCAUUGACUUUUGGACGAUCUCUGCCUCCAGCUGCCGAAGUCACCGCAGAAGCGAGCGCCCAGCUGAGAGAGGAGAGGCCUAAGCUGCUGGACUUCCCUCCGAAGCUGGUGGCCGAGCAGCUGACCCGGAUGGAUGCGGAGCUGUUCAAGAAGGUGGAGCCCCGCCACUGCCUGGGUUUUGUGUGGUCCCAGCGGCCCAAUGGGAACAAGGAGUACCUGGCUCCCACCGUUCGGGCCACUAUCAACCAGUUUCUUCACGUGUCCGGCUGCGUCAUCACGACGUGCCUUGGGGACCUCAGCAUGACGGCCCAGGACAGGGCCAGAGUCGUCGAGCUGUGGAUUCAGGUGGCCAAGGAGUGCCGAGUCCUUGGAAAUUAUGCGUCCCUGCGUGCCAUCGUGUCUGCUCUGCAGAGCCCCUCCAUCAGCCGUCUGCAAAAGACAUGGGGACGAGUUGCCAGGAAGAGCUCUCGAAAGUUGAAGAGGUUCAUCAAAGACCAGUGGGUGAGCAGGAGGCAGCUGGUGAAGGAGGCGACCUCUAUGUUGACCAGCCUGGAGACGGGCCCCAUAGGUGCCCAGAAGGGGCUCAUCCCCUUCCUUGGCACAUUCCUCAAUUACCUGCUGCUGCUGGACACCAACAUGGAGGAUUACCUGGAGGGAAAUGAGAUCAAUUAUGAGAAAAGGAGUGAGGAAUUCAAAGUCACCCAGCAGAUCUUCCUGCUCCAGGAGGCAGUCCAUCUUUACCACAUUGAGGCGGAGGAGCGAUUUGGGGCCUGGUUCGAGGCCAUGGAGCCCCUCAGCGAGGAUGAGAGCUACAGCCUGUCCUGCCACCUGGAGCCCCCACAGGAGAGGGCCGGCAAGAUGCGCCGGUUUUUCCUGCCCAGGAAGAACCGCGCAUCUCUCAGCUCAGGGCUCGUCACCAGACCCCUGACGCAGAACCCAGCAACAGUGGCAGAUCCCGGUCCUUCCAACAGCUCGAGUGCAGCCUGCUCUUCAGCGGCGGGGACACAGCUGGGAAACACGCGGGGCCCCAGGCCGGCUCCUCCCAUGCUGAUGGGGAGAAGAACAUCCUAAGCCUUUUCCUGGGACCCCUGGAGCCCAAGAGGGAGGGGACGACCCCACCCCACAGGCCUGGCAUCUCCACCCCAGCGCCUGUUUACCACUUGGGAAGGGGCCGUAUUUCUUUCGUGUUAAUAGUUAGUGCUAGUUUUGAAUUUGAUGUUAAAAUCCUGUUUCUGUUCCAGCCUGCGAGUCACGGUCUGGUUCUUUCCCCUCCUGUGCUCGUGUCAAGGAGACACAGACUCUCGCGUUCCUCCUGGAAUGAAGAAAUCUUGCAGGGUCUCGGCUUAUUGUAUGUGAGAGAAGGGAGAAGGGCCAGGCCCCUCCCUGGAUAGUGAAGGACACCUCCGCGCCCCCCCUUACUCAGAGGACGGGUUCAUUUCAGUGUGGUUCACGUGGGCCAGGAGCAGAGACAGCACCCAGAACUCCUGGCAUUUAGAGGGUGGAGGUACUUUCACAGGCAGAGCAACAACCACUGGAAUGCGGGUGUCUUUCAAAUGGCACGGGCCAGCACCACGACCUGC
Equus quagga is the source of this 4542-nucleotide messenger RNA. RefSeq names its product ral guanine nucleotide dissociation stimulator-like. Gene Ontology annotation, molecular function: guanyl-nucleotide exchange factor activity. Lineage: Eukaryota; Metazoa; Chordata; Mammalia; Perissodactyla; Equidae. Gene Ontology annotation, cellular component: plasma membrane. The record is from RefSeq and is a predicted model, not a curated record. The transcript is spliced from 14 exons. The coding region runs from base 2183 to 4033 and encodes 616 amino acids. Gene Ontology annotation, biological process: positive regulation of GTPase activity; Ras protein signal transduction.